Molecule: messenger RNA, 2607 nt
Organism: Plodia interpunctella (Indianmeal moth)
Lineage: Eukaryota; Metazoa; Arthropoda; Insecta; Lepidoptera; Pyralidae
Exons: 10
Coding region: 125-1435 (436 amino acids)
Biological process (GO): positive regulation of mitochondrial translation
Source: RefSeq, a predicted model, not a curated record
GUCAAUGUCAGAAAAAGUCAAAACAAAGUGAUAACCUCAACUUUAUGUAACGUUAACGGAACUAUAAGAAAAAUAAUUGAAAUUUAAACAACAUUUUGUAUAAUCAUUACAGUAAUCUGACAGUAUGACAGUAUAUUUAUCAAGAAUUGUAUUAAAUGCUUUGCGAAAUCCAUCUUCAAAGAACUUCGUGUUAUGUUCUUGUACGGAACUUACAAUUUUAAAAGGCCGACAUUUCUCAUCUAAAAAUGAUAUUUUCAACUGGAAAAUUCAGACAAAAGUGAGAAAAUAUUCUAGUGACAUGAUCGCGCCACCCAUUGCGCUAGAAAAUGCCAAUAUACCAAUCAAAAAGAAGAUAAUACAUAAGAAAGCAGUUUUGGAGGAGCUUAGCCAGAAAGAGGGACAUUAUGUUACUAUGGCGUAUGCUACGGCUAAUUCUUACGAUCUGAAGGCCCUGAAAGAUGCCCUUGUUGCACAGAAGCUCUAUGAACCUGGCUCCAUACAAGCUCAAGAGAUAGGAGAUGUGGUUGUUGCCAAUGCAGUGUAUUCAGUAGAAGAUGAGCCAAGGCAGAUCCUGUUCUUCAGAGAGGGUGCUGUGGUUUUCUGGAACUGCACGCAACUUGAGGCCAGCAAUGUAUUGGACUUUGUCAAGAGGUAUGAACAGGAGAGUUACCCUCGCGAAGUGGUGCUGAAGGAACGAGAGGUGAUGACGUAUUUCUACCAGCCAAAUAUCAAAAAGUGCCACCUACAAGACCAAGAAUCCUGCUUCGUGAUGGUGCCAAACACUGACAACUCCUUGGAAAAAUAUACUUUCAGCCACGCCAUGGCCCAAUCAGCCCGGCUAGGCGCGUGGGAGGCGCGGCUGGAGUCUCUGGCGGCGGACGUGAGCUAUCACACCGCGCGCAUGCGCACUGAGGGCAUCGCCAACGUUGACAAGAAAGAGGUGGUCCGCAAGCUGGGCGAGCUGUUCGCGCUGCGGCACACGCUCAAUGUGGAGUCCGACUUGCUGGACGGCACGCCCGACGUCUACUGGGAACAGGAGCAGCUGGAGAAGCUCUACUCCAACACCGUGGCCUACUUCACCAUCCCCAGGCGGACCAGGGUUCUAAACGAACGUCUAGCUCACUGCGUAGAGCUUCUAGAGCUGCUAUCUUCGUGGGCUGCAGAUAGACACCACGUCAGACUGGAAUGGAUGGUCAUCGCUCUCAUUCUGGCAGAGGUCUGCUUCGAGCUCCUGCACUAUUACGAGAGAUCCCUAUCUCGCCCGGAGCCGCACCGAGCGCUGGAGCGCCGGCCACCGUCUCCCUUCAUCACAGGACUAGAGGAGGGACUGUCUAUGGACCGGGGGGCACGGCAAGCGGGUAGCAGACGCGGCAUCUCAGCAGAGCUGGAGCAGGCGAUGUUGGCGGACAUGUUUCUGCUGGACACGUUUGGUUAACGAGCGACGUGGCAAGAAGUUUUCAUCAAGCUGUAAAGAGAACAUGAAUUUUUUAUAUAGUAAAUUCGUGCGGCGAUAGACAUUUCACGCGUGCAAAAGCACAUACUGAGAAAUAAUGUUUUCCAAAUAAAGUAGGCAUGUCUUUUCGUGAUAAAUAUAGUAUUAAUAAUGGCAUUAAAUAUAGAACAUUGGUAUGUAAGAACCUGGAACCGGUGGUGCCCUCUUUAGAAGUAAAUAUGUAAAUAAACAUAUCGAAAAUGAAAUAAAUUUCUGUGAAUGUUUAGACAUUUAUAUUAAAAAAAAUGGUAAGCCCUUCUGGCAUAAUAGGGACCAACACUGUUUGAAUGAUGAAGUUUCUUUCGGCAUUUCUUCUCAGCAGUGGUCGUUCCGAAAUGAUAGUAGUUUGUAGCUUUGUUAAACAUAAUUUAAUUUAGAAUGUGACGUGAAAAAGUGCCUGUGAAGGCCUAAUUUCUGAAUAAAUUAUUUGAUUAUGAUUUUGACAAACCAAACAUGUUCAAAACAAAACGUAGUUCAUUGCAUAAUUUCACUAUCGUCGAACAGUUUGCCCAACUUUGGCGGAUUCGGCGGUAUACAUUGAUGGUUUUUCAUUGCUGUAAAUAAAAGCACUCAUACUAACUACGGAAUGUUCACGCAUUCGCGUCGGCGUUUGUUGAGUUCGCCAACAUUGUGGAGCUGGCAUAACAUUCUAUACCUAUUACACUGUUGAGAUCAAUUUGGUUAGAAACAUUUUCUUUUAUUUAUUUCAAAAGAUGGCGCCACUCGUCUUUCGGUUGCCCCAUUGUUACGUUGCGCUCCGUAAUCCUCCGUUGCGUUGAUGUAUAUCAGAUCUGGAUCGCAGAAAUUGUAGAGUUUGGAAUUGGGGAAUAAUUAAGCUGUAACGUGCUGCGUCGUCGCAACGGAGUGCAACGUAGCAAUGUGACCGGGCUCAUUACUAUGACUCCUAUACAUCAUCGUUGAACUCAAGACAUUGGGUAGUUUGUGAGCUUUACCGCAAGUAAAACUCAGCAAUUUACGUAGAAACAGCCAAAGUUUGGUGAACUAUAUGCUUAUAGCGUGGAGCUGGUAUUGAACUGAACAGUAUUCCUUAGAUUUACGAACGAAAUCGCAAUGUAUUAUUUUUGUAUUUUGCUAAUAAAAUAAUUGGUAAUGAA